CUCGCUGUGAGGAUGGAGAAAGCUGUGCUGCUGCUGUUUUGUUGCCUGGUCAUGUCUUUAUCAGGCUCCCCGCUCUACCCAUCCAUUAGGUUUGGCCGAAGGGACACCUCCAUCCUGAUGACGUCGUCUUUAAAGAAUCCAGACGAGCAGCUGGAGGAAGACUCAGGUCCCAGAGAGCCAGCGGGGUUACGCUCGGGACGCCACGCCGACGCCAUCUUCACCAACAGCUACAGGAAGGUCCUGGGACAAAUCUCUGCCAGGAAGUUCCUUCAGACAAUCAUGGGCAAACGCCUGGGAGAUAAAAGUGAGAGCUACAUGAAGCGCCAGUCAGACAUUUACGAAGGGACCUUUAAAGAAGAUCUAACCUCCAUCCAGAGCAACCACAGAUACAGAGGAGUGCACGGGAACAUCAUGAGGCCCAGGUAA
Messenger RNA from Eleginops maclovinus (Patagonian blennie), 426 nucleotides. RefSeq names its product growth hormone releasing hormone (gene ghrh). NCBI's taxonomy places the organism in Eukaryota, Metazoa, Chordata, Actinopteri, Perciformes, Eleginopidae. Bases 13 to 426 code for a protein of 137 amino acids. Gene Ontology annotation, cellular component: extracellular region; terminal bouton; perikaryon. The transcript has 4 exons. Gene Ontology annotation, molecular function: neuropeptide hormone activity; growth hormone-releasing hormone receptor binding; peptide hormone receptor binding. Gene Ontology annotation, biological process: adenylate cyclase-activating G protein-coupled receptor signaling pathway; positive regulation of cell population proliferation; positive regulation of growth hormone secretion. The record is from RefSeq and is a predicted model, not a curated record.